Messenger RNA from Daldinia childiae, 1677 nucleotides. RefSeq lists its product as uncharacterized. NCBI's taxonomy places the organism in Eukaryota, Fungi, Ascomycota, Sordariomycetes, Xylariales, Hypoxylaceae. Gene Ontology annotation, biological process: glutathione metabolic process. The record is from RefSeq and is a predicted model, not a curated record. Gene Ontology annotation, cellular component: cytosol. The transcript has 2 exons. Gene Ontology annotation, molecular function: 5-oxoprolinase (ATP-hydrolyzing) activity. The coding region runs from base 1 to 1677 and encodes 558 amino acids.
AUGGCCAUCGCAGAACAAAUGGGCCAUGCGCUCCAGAAGACUAGCGUGAGUACAAAUGUCAAGGAGCGUCUCGACUUUUCGUGUGCUAUAUUCGACGCCUCGGGAGGGCUCGUAGCGAAUGCGCCGCAUUUACCUAUCCACUUGGGAUCUAUGUCGACGUGUGUUAGAACACAAGCCAAGAUCUGGGAGGGCAAACUCAAAAAAGGAGAUGUGAUCAUGUCAAACCACCCAUCGUAUGGCGGUACACAUCUGCCAGAUAUUACUCUUAUCAUGCCUGCCUUUAACGAGAAGGGGGAUAAGAUUCUGUUUUACGCAGCAUCACGAGCACACCAUGCAGACAUCGGUGGAAUCACCGCGGGUAGCAUGCCACCGCUUUCACGUGAACUGUUCCAAGAAGGCGCUUCGAUUGAGAGCGAAAAAAUCGUCAGCGAGGGCAAAUUCAAUGAAAAAAGAAUCAUAGAGCUACUCUAUAACGAACCAGCGAAGUACCCUGGGUGUAGUGGAACUCGAUGUCUGGCAGAUAAUAUCAACGAUCUCAGGGCGCAGGUUUCUGCGAACCAAAAAGGCAUAUCCCUGAUCGAAGGACUCAUUCAGGAGUACGGCGAAGAUACUGUACAAUUCUAUAUGGUCAGCAUCCAAAACAACGCAGAGCUCUGUGUUCGGCAGCUAUUAAAACAGGUCUACAAGAAAUUCGAAGGAAAGGACCUGUCUGCAGUUGACUAUAUGGACGAUGGAACUCCGAUUCGGCUACGCGUCACUAUCGACCCGGAGAAGGGAGAGGCAGAGUUCGACUUCGAGGGUACGGGUCCUCAGGUCUACGGCAAUGUCAAUGCACCCGAAGCCAUCACAUACAGCGCUAUCAUCUAUUGUCUGCGCUGUCUGAUUUCUGAAGACAUCCCCCUGAAUCAGGGUUGUCUCAAACCUGUCAACGUCAAAAUUCCUCCCAAGUCACUCCUGUCACCGUCGACGGGUGCUGCCGUGGUGGGCGGCAACGUAUUGACUAGUCAGAGGGUCACAGAUGUUAUAUUGAAAGCAUUCGAAGCAUGUGCCGCCAGCCAGGGUUGCUGUAACAACCUGACGUUUGGGUUCGGCGGUAACAUUUCGGGAGAGGAAGAAGUCAGGGGCUUCGGGUACUACGAGACGAUUGCGGGCGGCAGCGGUGCGGGACCGGACUGGGAAGGCACCAGUGGUGUCCACGUACACAUGACGAACACACGUAUUACGGACUCUGAAGUAUUCGAGCGACGAUACCCCGUGCUUCUGCACGAGUUUUUUCCAUCCGCGAAGGAUCGGGUGGUAUGGCCAACAUCGCGGUGGCGAUGGAGUCGUCCCGCGACAUCGAGUUCCGGAUCCCCAUCCAUGCUCGAUCCUCAGCGAGCGACGAUCUACAGGCCUUACGGUCUAGCCGGCGGCGAGGAUGCCGAGUGCGGUCUCAAAUCUGGUGUGCACGCACAGCAGGACAGAGACGACGUUGAGUAUGAGGUACGCUAUAUCAACUUAGGUGCUAAGAACAGCGCCCCUAUGAAACCCGGAGACCAUAUCAUCAUUAAUACGCCCGGAGGAGGAGGUUGGGGCAAGGUCGGAGACCAGAAGGUCGAGAGAUUACGAAGAGAUCAUACUGAGUCUUGGAGGAAGGGCAGCCAUACCGCUAGGGAAGAUGCCGCUUUGCAGGCAUAG